AUGCUCACCAUGCUCUGACCUUUCUCUACACCGGGGUGUCCAGGCCCAGCAAAGGCUUUCCCAGGUUUCAGUCCCUAGCCUUCCUCAAUGACCAGGCCGUCUUCCACUAUGACAGCGAGAGCCAGCAGGCACAGCCCCUGGGCCUGUGGGGCCAGGUAAGAGGAAUGGAAGACUGGAAGGAGGAGAGCCGGCUUCAGAAAGCCAGAGAGGAGAUCUUCCUGGUGACCCUGAGAGACAUCAUGGAUUAUUACCAGGACAGCAAAGGGUCUCACACCUUCCAGGGCAGGUUCGGUUGCGAGUUUUGGAGUAACGGAAGCAGUGGAGCAUUCUGGAGUUACGCGUAUGAUGGAGAGGACUUCAUCAGAUUCAACAAAGACAUCCCAGCCUGGAUUCCCUUGGACACAGCAGCCCAGGAAACGAAGAAGAAAUGGGAGGCAGAGAAGGUCUAUGUGCAGCGGGCCAAGGCAUACCUGGAGGAAGAGUGUCCUGGAAUCCUGCGGAGGUACCUGAACUACAGCAGGGCCCAGCUGGAUCAGCAAG
Dipodomys ordii (Ord's kangaroo rat) is the source of this 540-nucleotide messenger RNA. It is a transcript of the gene Azgp1, whose product is annotated as alpha-2-glycoprotein 1, zinc-binding. Lineage: Eukaryota; Metazoa; Chordata; Mammalia; Rodentia; Heteromyidae. Gene Ontology annotation, biological process: immune response. The annotation marks the transcript as partial. Gene Ontology annotation, cellular component: external side of plasma membrane. The transcript is spliced from 2 exons. The record is from RefSeq and is a predicted model, not a curated record.